Molecule: messenger RNA, 741 nt
Organism: Aplosporella prunicola CBS 121167
Lineage: Eukaryota; Fungi; Ascomycota; Dothideomycetes; Botryosphaeriales; Aplosporellaceae
Exons: 2
Coding region: 1-741 (246 amino acids)
Source: RefSeq, a predicted model, not a curated record
AUGUUCGUCAGCAACCAGACCCAGCAAACCGACGACGACAAACCGUACGUCUAUGGCGACGGACGUAUCGACCCGAGCCAAGUCGUAGUCGCGCGUUUCUCACCAGCAGACCUCGACGAGCUCCGCAAACGCUUCACAAACUUCCCGUUUACGACCCUCGCGGGCGAGCUCCGCAAUGCAAUCUAUGACGCCAUUCUAGACGAAUACUGCGACCCCAUCACGGCGGGCACCAACCCAGAUAUUCGCCCGCGCUUGAACCCACCAGACAUCCUCCAUAUUUCACACGAGAUCCGCAAGGAGACGUUUCCACUCUUCAUCGGCAAGAUGGUCUGGCACAUGCAGCUUUUCGAUGAGGACGAUAUGUUCAAGAUCCGCGAGUGGCUUUCCGGUGCCAUCACCCCCAAGGGCGUUCAUGGGCUUCGUAAGGUCAAGGUCUUUCUUAAGUCGCCGGCGCCGCGGGGCUGGGUCUCGGUGCCGAUGAACCCACCGGUGGCGGGUCAGGGGAUGCCAGUCCCAGAUUAUCCUACGCUGCCUUUCGUUAUUGACUUUAGGAAGAGAGGAAGUACCGUCUUUUGCGGGACUAUGGAGCCUAACUUGGAAGAAUUUGUUGCGAGGGUGCUGGCCGCCAUUGAGAAGGUCAUGAAGGAUGUGAGAGAGCUUGGAGUUGAGGGGAAGUUGACUGUCGACAAUGUUACUGACGCCUUCUUGAAUAUCCUCCACUCCUUUGAUCAUGGUCAUUAA